AUGCACAGCGACUCGAUCGCCAUCUUUCCUGCCUCCGGCGGCAUCGGCGGCAGCACGUACCGGCACCUUCUCAAUAUCGUAGACCCAAGAAAUGUCAUCCUCGUAGCAAGAAACCCGAGCAAGAUUCCCGAGACCUAUACGAAUGCAGGAGCAACCAGCAGAUACGGUGACUACGACAAGCUAGAAACUCUUGACCAUGCUUUCGAUGGGGCGCGUUGCCUCAACCUCAUCUCUUACGCGAGUAUCGAACACGAGCACCGCACCAAGGUUCAAAAGUACGCCAUUGAUGCAGCCAUUCGUUCUGGUGUCGAACACAUCUUCUACUCCUCCCUUGGUUUCGCCGGCAGCACCCCCGACUCUCUUGCCUUUGUCAUGCAAGCCCAUCUCGAUACUGAGAGGUAUCUCGCCCAGCUUGCAGCGGAACGUCCGUCUUUCACAUACACCAUCGUGCGUCAGGGCUUAUACACUGAAUCGUACGGCUUGUACCUUUCUUUCCUCGAUCUGAAAAACCCUCCCAAUGAGUUGAAGAUUCCACACAACGGAGAAGGCCCUGGUAUCUCAUGGGUCAAGCGCGAGGAGCUCGGCGAAGGUACGGCACAAUUGCUCGCCGAAUAUAACAAGAACCCUGCAACGUUCUCGCAUAUCAACGAUAAACUCCUCCUGUCUGGCCCGCAGGAGCUCUCGAUAGGGGAGAGUGUGAAAUCGAUCAGCCGCGUCCUUGGAAAAGACGUCAAGAUCCAGCAAUGCUCCAUCGAUGAAUGGGCGUCUCAGGAGUCUGUUAACGGGGCUUCGAAAUACCUCGCUGGAGAUAUGAAGAAGCGUUGGGCGACUGCGUACGACGCUUUGAGGCGUGGGGAAGGAGCUGUGGUUACUGAUCAUUUGCGCCGUUUGCUUGGUAGGGAACCGGAAGGAUUCGAGACGACGAUCAAGAACAUGGCUAUUGCCUGA
Molecule: messenger RNA, 948 nt
Organism: Alternaria arborescens
Lineage: Eukaryota; Fungi; Ascomycota; Dothideomycetes; Pleosporales; Pleosporaceae
Exons: 2
Coding region: 1-948 (315 amino acids)
Source: RefSeq, a predicted model, not a curated record